GAUUAACAAUUUCGUUACAACUUGUAUAAUCUAAUUACCGAAACCUUUUUUCAGUUUUUUCACGAUGGGAUUGGGAACAGUAGAGGGACUUUUAUGUUAGGUGGUUUGAUAGGUCAACUUCUUGGGACCUCUUUCCAGUUUCCGGAUAGAAUGCGUUGCUACGGGAAUGAUGCCAUUUCCCUCUCCAGCUAUAACUUCGCCGAUGUUAUAGAUUUUUCGCCAGUGGCGUAAAGUCUUUUCGUAACUGGCCAAGGGUAUUUUUAUCAAGGUUUUCUUAUUGUACAGGGUAUAAAUAUGAAGGAACUUUAACACCCCAAUCUAGUUUUGUGAAAUCAGGCAAUAAAUUCUCGAAAAGAUGUAUUUUGGAAACUGUUCAAUUCAAAAUUUUAUUAGCCAUUAUGAGCAUACCGUGGAAUUGGGAUGCAAUGCCGAAGACUCCCGAAGAGGGAGAAGCUAAGGCUCGUGAAUGGGCGCUUCUUGCUACCUCCAAAAGGUGUAGGGUGCAUAGAAUCCCCAUGAAGUUUUAUAGUAGCCGGACACAUUGUCGCUUCAGAUGCCCUAAAAGGGGUUGCAAUGUGGAGAUUUCCGAAGGCAUCGGCAGCUUUUUCGAAGAAUGCCGUUUGAAGAUGCAUAUUGCGAUAGGAUUAAUGUAUUGCUUCACGGGAGAUUGGAGCUACAAAGAUGCUCGUCAUGAGCUUCGGAGUAGGUCGGACGAGGCUGGUAGUGCGGAGUUGAGUCCGGGAACCAUUGCCGCGUGGUAUUUGAUUUUUUUGCAUCUUUUCAUUCAUACUGAAUUUAUUAUUGUGACAAUAUAAUCAGGUACCGUUACUGUCCAGAAAUGGUGGUCGAUCACUUCUCGACUCUCCAGCAAAGCCAACCGAAGA
Coccinella septempunctata (seven-spotted ladybird) is the source of this 884-nucleotide messenger RNA. RefSeq lists its product as uncharacterized. The transcript is spliced from 2 exons. The record is from RefSeq and is a predicted model, not a curated record. Bases 399 to 815 code for a protein of 138 amino acids. Lineage: Eukaryota; Metazoa; Arthropoda; Insecta; Coleoptera; Coccinellidae.